This is a messenger RNA of Rhagoletis pomonella (apple maggot), 1539 nucleotides long. RefSeq names its product probable isocitrate dehydrogenase [NAD] subunit alpha, mitochondrial (gene Idh3a). The transcript is spliced from 7 exons. Gene Ontology annotation, biological process: tricarboxylic acid cycle; isocitrate metabolic process. The record is from RefSeq and is a predicted model, not a curated record. Gene Ontology annotation, cellular component: mitochondrion. Bases 116 to 1252 code for a protein of 378 amino acids. Gene Ontology annotation, molecular function: magnesium ion binding; isocitrate dehydrogenase (NAD+) activity; NAD binding. NCBI's taxonomy places the organism in Eukaryota, Metazoa, Arthropoda, Insecta, Diptera, Tephritidae.
UUUGCCAGUUUUCCGACGAAUUUCUUGUGAAGCAGGGAAGGUGGCUUUGCUGUUGCCAAUUUGAUUCCGUAGUUGCGAAUAUCUUAAAAUUAAUUUAGUGCGAAAUAUCGAAGAAAUGGCUGCAAGAUUUAUUCAAAAGAUUUUAACAAGUUUUGGAGUUAAUAUCGCACGUUUUGGACAGGAGCGCCUGACCAAUGCAGUUGCCAACGUUAAGGUUAGCACUGCACCUACGUCCGCACGUGGCUAUGCUUCUGGCACCAGAAAAGUUACUCUAAUCCCUGGUGAUGGUAUUGGUCCAGAAAUCUCUGCUGCUGUGCAAAAGAUUUUCACAGCUGCCAACGUGCCAAUUGAAUGGGAAUCCGUCGAUGUCACGCCCGUUAUGGGUCCUGAUGGCAGGUUCGGUAUCCCACAGGCAGCCAUCGAUUCGGUCAACACAAACAAAAUUGGCUUGAAAGGUCCUCUAAUGACACCGGUGGGCAAGGGACAUCGCUCAUUAAAUCUAGCUUUGCGUAAGGAGUUCAACUUGUACGCUAACGUAAGACCGUGCCGUAGUCUUGAGGGCUACAAGACGCUCUACGACGAUGUCGAUGUGGUAACAAUCCGCGAGAACACCGAAGGUGAAUACUCUGGCAUUGAGCACGAAAUCGUCGAUGGGGUGGUGCAGAGUAUCAAGUUGAUCACCGAAGAGGCGUCGAAACGUGUCGCUGAAUACGCCUUCCAAUAUGCCAAGGCCAACAACAGGAAGAAAGUGACCGUUGUGCACAAAGCUAAUAUCAUGCGCAUGUCCGACGGUUUGUUUUUGCGUUGCGCACGCGACAUGGCCGAGAAGUAUCCGGAAAUUCAGUUCGAAGAACGUUACUUGGACACUGUGUGUUUGAAUAUGGUGCAAGAUCCUAAGAAAUAUGAUGUGCUGGUCAUGCCCAACUUGUAUGGUGAUAUUUUAUCUGAUAUGUGCGCCGGUCUCGUCGGUGGUUUGGGCCUUACACCAUCCGGCAACAUGGGCCUCAAUGGCGCCUUAUUCGAAUCUGUUCACGGUACUGCCCCCGAUAUCGCUGGCAAGGAUUUGGCCAACCCCACUGCUUUGCUGUUGUCGGCUGUCAUGAUGUUGCGGCACAUGGAGUUGAAUGAGCACGCCGAUAAGAUUCAGAAUGCCUGUUUCGAGGUGAUCAAGGAGAGCAAGUAUUUGACAGGCGAUCUGGGCGGUAAGGCUAAGUGCUCCGAGUUCACAAAUGAGAUUUGUGCUAAACUGUGAAGUGGUUGAGUAAACCAUCUGAGGUGAACAUGUACGCAGUUUCGUGUAUAUUCGCCCGUUUCUGAUUUGACCAAAACAAUAAAUUUUACGCACUGCUGCUUUACACCCUACAAAAAAUUAAGAGAAAAGAAAUACCUUAAAAUAUAAAAUUUAAGUAUACAUAUAUAUGUAAAACCAAAACUGCUUGAGAUGAAUAGUAUUGUACGUUCGAAUAGAAAAAUAUACACGCGUAUGCUGUAUGGUGCAUGAAUAUCGAUGCGUACUGAAGUUGCUACCCCGGUAUAAAA